Ceraceosorus guamensis is the source of this 840-nucleotide messenger RNA. RefSeq lists its product as hypothetical. Lineage: Eukaryota; Fungi; Basidiomycota; Exobasidiomycetes; Ceraceosorales; Ceraceosoraceae. The record is from RefSeq and is a predicted model, not a curated record. The transcript has a single exon. Bases 57 to 683 code for a protein of 208 amino acids.
GCUGAUGGAGUCUCAAGUGACUUUCGCAACGCAGUCGCGCUUCAUCGUCUCGACCCAUGCAUGCACCAAACUUACCCUUUGCGCCAUUCUGGAGGGGCGGCGACAGUCGUGAGACAUCAACACGUUCGAACGGUCCGACCGGCUUCCAACGGCUCUUGGUCUGGACCACUGGCAUGCACGAGCGUUUCUCAGCUGCAUCAAGUCGCUCAUUCUUUGAUUGCUUCGAAAGUCGCCCCAUCAGCAAGCACUUGACUCGCACUUUAACUCGUGACUUUGACUGCUACAGCAAUUCGAAUCCCCGCAAUGCAUGCCGCCUCCCAUUUUCAUUCACAAAGAUGAAUUUACGACGACUUCAACAAUCUCGAACGCAUGGACCGCAAGCGCGCGGCACGCAAGCGGAGAUUUCAAAUCUUCGACGCGAGAUCCCGCGGGCCUCACGUGCAAAAGAGGCGCGUAUCGGUGUUCUGUCGAACGAAAAAGAAAAAUCGGCCGCAUCGCGAGGUGCAUGUAGCGUUCGUCUUCGCGUCGAAUCGAGUCAUCUCUUCCUGGGUGCACGUCGCCAAGAUGCUCGAAUGCUGUGCUCUAUGAGAUCUGCAGGAGAGAGUCAAGCCAAACAUGGGCUCUGUGUCGCACGAUACGCCUCUUGCGGCCUCCGCUGCAGCCUCGAGAGUCCAGAAAUCUGAGGCAGACGGUCGUCUUCAUGGCCAGCUCUGGAAUCUUAACAUUUACGAGUAGCGUCACCAUUUCGACGUCUGCAACAAGAGCCUUCACGCGCACAUUCUCUGCCAAAAGAGUCAAUUCGAUUCGAAUUGAUUGAAUGUUGCAAGAUACAGCCGAUUU